Messenger RNA from Fomitopsis serialis, 746 nucleotides. RefSeq lists its product as uncharacterized. NCBI's taxonomy places the organism in Eukaryota, Fungi, Basidiomycota, Agaricomycetes, Polyporales, Fomitopsidaceae. The coding region runs from base 1 to 675 and encodes 224 amino acids. The record is from RefSeq and is a predicted model, not a curated record. The transcript is spliced from 2 exons.
AUGAUAGCUGAGCCGCAUGUCCCUACGAACGAAGAGCUCGACAGCGCUGACGUGCUUAUAUAUGAGUCCUCUGACGAGGAAUCCCAGGUUCGGCCUGUCCGACAAGUGUAUUGCUGUCCCGCGUUCCUCAAAGGGAUGGCAGGACCCAACAGCGGUGCUGUACUCGCCGACCAGCUCAUUGCACAGACGCUGGCAGACUACAUCUCUGUCAUGGAGUCUCGCCCGGAGCUCCUGCUGGACGAUGCCGACCAUCGUGUCGCGAGACUCUUCCGAGCACUGAAAGUGUGUACCAAGGAUAUGAACCGAUAUUACGCACAGGCACAGGAGAUAGCCCCAGCAGCGCUCCCGCCCGCUGGUGGUGUCAUAGGCAGUUAUGGGCCUGCCUAUACGACGACGAGGACGACGGAGACGCCAAUAAUGACGACGAUAACAAAAACAGAAACGAGAACGAUCAUAACGACGACCACGACAACGACCACGACAGCGACAACAACAACGACAUAUAUGUUGGUCGAGUUCGUGUAUCCGGCGUACAACCGCGCAGCCCUCGAACUCCUCACGGCUCUAGAGCCCGCGCACAUCGCCUCCCUCUGGACGGCGGUGAGGACGUUGCACGAGCGCGGAUUCGAGCUCGGUGACCUGCGCCACCCAAAAGAACCUACCAUAGGACGGUGACAUCUACCGAUUGACUUCGACCGGUGGGGGAAGGCUAGCGAGGCGCGGUAUCCGUUGGGCAUCCGAGUGAC